This is a messenger RNA of Pocillopora verrucosa, 1714 nucleotides long. RefSeq names its product melatonin receptor type 1A-like. Gene Ontology annotation, biological process: cellular response to light stimulus; phototransduction; G protein-coupled receptor signaling pathway. The record is from RefSeq and is a predicted model, not a curated record. Gene Ontology annotation, cellular component: plasma membrane. NCBI's taxonomy places the organism in Eukaryota, Metazoa, Cnidaria, Anthozoa, Scleractinia, Pocilloporidae. Gene Ontology annotation, molecular function: G protein-coupled photoreceptor activity.
GUGCUUCGAGACAUAUCUCAGCAUUUUGACUUGAUUUUUCGCAGUGUCCUACUUUUUCUCGUUGUGUUCACUGCUAGCUACAAGACAAGGAAGCGGAGUUACCUAAGAUGGCCGACGAUCUUGCAUCGAGAAGUUUAGCACUGGUUAUCCUCGAAGGCUCCUCUUUGGUCAUUUUAAACCUCUUCUCACUGGCAGGAAAUAUCAUGGUUUGCUUAUCUGUUUACAGAAAUCCAAGGUUACGCACUCACACUAAUCUUUACAUCAUAGCAUUGGCUGUGAGCGACUUGCUCUCCGCUGUCUUUGUGAUGCCUCUCGGUGAAAUAGUACUGUUCGCAGGAAAAUGGCCGCUUGGAGAAGCCAUUUGCGAAUUUCACGCCUUCAUGAGUCUCUUCGUGCUCUACGUCUCACCGGCAACCAUGGGUUUAACAGCUGUGAACCGAUAUGUUCGUAUGUGCAGAUCAAACGCAACCUACCAGAAAAUAUUUUCACCCAGAAAGUCUCGUUUAUGGGUGCUCCUCGUCUGGUUGUUUGUGGCUUGUUACACCGCAAUUCCAAAACUGGCCAAAUUGCAAGACUAUGAGUUUGUGCCUGGCUAUGCGCAAUGUUCUAUCAAACACCUUGGGGAACGCGGCAAGCUAAUCCACUACAUAAUUGUUUUAACACUUUUUCUUGUCAUCCCUAUGGUUGCCACAGCUUUUUCUUACUCGAGAGUUCUAAAAGUUGUUCGUCAACAUCUGACAGAGAUUUCUCCCUCGUUGAGACGACUCGGAGGGAACGACGCACGCGUUUCCAUUCAAGAAAUUCGACUGAGCAGGUCGCUAUUCAUUGUUGUUUUUACCUUUUUGGCAUGUUGGAUUCCUCUAUGGGUUAUAGUCAUAAUGAGACGUUUUUCAUUAGUAUCACACAUGCCAAGAAAUAUAGAACUGUUGUGCAUGUUUUUUCUUUACGUUUCAAACACUAUCAAUCCCGUCAUAUAUGCCGGAAUGAAUUCUACAUUCAGGAGCGAGUUUCGCCGUAUCAUAUCUUGUGGGUGGAUGACUUUGUGCGCAUGCACCCAGCGACAAAUUGAACAAGAAGAACACGAACUUGGCCCAGUGAUGUCUAAGUAACAAGGUCUGUUACAACAAAUUUAUUUUAUUUGACAAUUUAAAUACACAUGUAACAAUCCCUACCCACAAAAUAGCGAAGCUAACCGAGGCGGAAGGGAAAUAAACAUUAAAAAUUCUUUAAUGACAAGUUGGAAUGAACAACUUGCGACAGUUUCACAUAAUAAUCUAAUUCAAAUGUCGAACAAGACAUAAUUUUUCUGGUGAGCUUCGGCGAUAUACAAAACACUGCCAUUUAUGGGUUUGAAAAAGGUGCUCAUGUAACACUACGAAAUAGUCUCACAGGAGUCUUAAAUUCUUUGAAGUCAAAAUAGGAAAUCCUCAGGAGACUGCACUGAUGGUGUAAUUUUUUUUCUUUCAACUGCAAAGAGAUCUGUGAAGUUAUUACAAUAUUUCAUAGGGUGUCAAUUGCCGUAGCUUCUCCGUAACUCCCUGGUAGAAGAAAUUAGUUCGUGAAAACAAAGUUUAUAUUAGUAGAAAUGGUUCAGCCAAUAAAAUCACAGAUCACCUGCUAACCAAAAUUCCUGGAGAAGGAUUCGAGUUCACAAAAGUAUUUACUGCAAGAAAUAAAAAAAAUAACGAUAAUAGUAAAAUUAAAGUGAUAACAA